GAUUUGACAAUAGGAUAAACAUUUUCACACAACUAGUUAAUAUUUCAUCAGAUUAUUUACAGUCUACCAGUUUCGAUUUUAGAUAUUAAAACACUUUAAUUAACUUGUCAGUUUGUUUAAAAAAAUAUUUUUUUAAAUGGGUUUUCUAACGGCACUCGUAUGUGUAGCAUCCGCUGUAUGUGCAGUAGCAUGUACGGCUUUUUUUGUGGCUCGCAGUUCAUCAAACACAUCAAGCUAUUCCUCAGGAAGCUAUUCCUCGGGGAGAUAUUCCUCAGGGAGCUAUUCCUCAGGGAGACAUUCAGGAUAUUCAGGAUAUUAUAGGCAAUCUUAUCAAUCUUACCGUACAUAUUUCGAAAAACGAAUAUUAAACUAUGCAGAAAAAGAUGAGCGUAAGAAAAAACAUCAAUUUCUUCAAAUGGAACAGUUGAAAAACUAUCCCAUACCCGGAAAUAUUUUGAACAUUCAAAAAGAUGAAGACACUCCGCAGGAGAUGCUGGAUGAUAUCAACACAUCGAUUGCACAGAAGUCAAGCUUCAGAAAUGAGCUAAAACUUUACAUUGAGGCAUACAAUAUGAUGGUUUUCUUUGAAGAGGCAGUUGACGAAUUGAAAAUAAGACAAUACGACCGAAAAAGAUUGAAACUUAGCCAUACCGGUGGAAAGGAGUAUUGCAUCACUCUUGGGCCCGGUGCAGAUGAGCUGCUUGCUGCAAUUGACGACAGCCAGGUCAACCGAUUCAAGCUUAUCUCAAAGUAUGGAAGAGAAGAAUGGGACGGAAAAAUCAAUCGGAAGGAGUCGAAUAAGAUAUACGUUCACCUCUUUACUUCGCCAAAACAAAUGCCGUCUACAAAUGAGUUAUACGAUAUAUCCUUCAAGUUGAAUCAAACCGUUUACCAAUUGCAACACAAUGCAAUCGAUUACAUAACGAAGCAUGGACUGUUUGAUAUUUUGAUAAAUAACCCGAUGUAUCAUACACAGGAACGCUCAAUUCGUUCAUCAAGCGAUUCAGCUCUCACCAAUUGUAAUAAUGAUGAGUUAAACAUUGAGCAAAGACAAGCGGUGAAUUGCAUUGUUGAAGGCAAACAUCACCCAAUUCCAUAUUUACUAUAUGGUCCACCUGCAUACGUCAAUGGGCAUCAAUGGGUUUCAGUAGUAACCAACGUGAAGUUGGCUGCGUUGCCCGGCACCGGCAAGACAAAAGUCAUAGUAGCUGCCAUUAAAACUAUUGUUCGAACCACAGUAGAAAAUAUCUUGGUUUGCGCUCAGUCAAACGCUGCAUGCGAUGAAAUUGCGAAUAGACUGUGUCAAGUUUUGAACAAAGACCAAAUGAUGCGCAUGUAUUCGACGUCUUACGACUUGGACAAAAUCAGUUCGACAAUCAAACCUUAUUGCAAUUUAUUUGAUGACGAACUAAGGUACCCCGCCUUGAAAGAAAUAUACAAGUUUCGUGUGGUUAUCUGUACACUUUCAACGUCUGGUUGUUUGAGCCGAGCCCGAGUGAAUGUGAACUUUAAGCCGGAUCAUUUUGGCUAUGUAAUAAUUGAUGAAUGUGCCAGUGCUCACGAAACUAUGGCACUGAUUCCAAUUGCUGGAUUGUGCACAUCUAUUGGGAAAGUUCACGCCAAAAUCAUUCUUUGUGGUGAUCCAAAGCAAUUGGAUGCAGUCACAAAAUCCGAUUGGUCAACAAGUAUGGGAUUCAAGAUUUCUUGGUUCGAGCAACUGUUCAAAAUGCCACUCUACAAACGCCAAGAUCAAACUGGCGAGUUCAAUAAAAUUUACAUUACGCAAUUGGUACGAAAUUACCGUUCCCACAAAGCAAUUUUAAAGGUGCCCAACACACUUUUUUACGAGAAUCAACUGCAAGCAAUGGUCUCACCUGAUAUCAUUGAGCUUGAUGUUGAAGGCUUACUAUCGAAAAAGUUUCCGAUUAUUUUUCGAUCCAUUCAAGGCAUAUGUCGUCGUCCAGAGAAUGAAACUAGUUCAUACAAUCUUGAGGAAGUGAAUGCGGUUAUGGAAUUAAUAGCAAAGCUGUUGAAAAAUGAUGUCGACAAAUCCGACAUUGGUAUUGUAUCUCCAUACAAGCUUCAGUGUAGAAAGAUCCGUCAGGAGUGUAAUAAGAUGAAAUACAUUGACAUAACAAUUGGGUCAGCUGAAGUUUUUCAGGGCCAGGAGCGGAAAGUAAUGAUCAUGUCAACUGUCCGCGCUGGACAAAGGCAUCUUGGGGAAUUUCUGAGCAAUGCACAGCGUUUUAAUGUCAUGCUAACUCGUGCACAAAGUCUACUAAUUAUCGUGGGCGACCCGCAUUUAUUGUACAAGGAUCCGAAUUGGUCCGUAUUUAUAAGAUUUUGCAUGAAAAAUAGAUGCUUGAUACAAGGCCAGCGUAAUUUCUACUUUAAAUAAUGCUUGAAGUGCAUUUUACCAAAUACUUUGUUUUAAACACUUUUCGCCUGGCUUUUUGCAACUUUUUCAAAUUUUCAAAUAAUAUAUGUAACUUUUUUUUUAUUGGAAUGACGAGUGCAAUAAAAAAAAUAUAAAGUAGACCAGUACUAA
Messenger RNA from Sitodiplosis mosellana (orange wheat blossom midge), 2548 nucleotides. Its product is annotated as putative helicase mov-10-B.1. Lineage: Eukaryota; Metazoa; Arthropoda; Insecta; Diptera; Cecidomyiidae. Gene Ontology annotation, biological process: regulatory ncRNA-mediated post-transcriptional gene silencing. The record is from RefSeq and is a predicted model, not a curated record. The transcript is spliced from 9 exons. Gene Ontology annotation, molecular function: RNA binding; 5'-3' RNA helicase activity. The coding region runs from base 137 to 2398 and encodes 753 amino acids. Gene Ontology annotation, cellular component: P granule; cytosol.